UCUUAACAAAAAUGAUGUUGGGUUAUCUGCGUGGAGAGAAGCAAGCCGCUCCCGCCACGGAAUUUCUGUGGCUAUCUGCGUUGACAUCAUCCAUCUUCUUCCACGGUCUGCACCACUGUGGGAAUUAGGGUUCCUACUGAAUUCCACAACUUCGCCAACCAAACUAUGGCAACUCUGCAAUCUCUGCCACCUGCUUUCCGUCCAUCAAUUCCAGCCCCAAAUUCUCACUCUUUUCCGGCAGCCACUCCCUUAAAUUAUUCCCCCAAAUUCAUUGGCUCAAAGGGUCUCAGUGUGGGCUUCAGACACUCUAUAAUUUCUCCAAGGGUUUCCAAUGCCCAGUAUAGUCCCCAAAUCGCGGAAACUCUCAGUGAUGUUAGCAUUUUUACCGCUUCGGGCGAGCCAGUAAGGUUCAGUGAUCUCUGGGACCAGAAACAGGGAGUAGCUGUUGUGGCACUGUUGAGGCACUUUGGAUGCCCGUGCUGCUGGGAAUUGGCUUCAGCCUUGAAAGAGUCCAAAGCAAGGUUUGAUUCAGCUGGUGUCAAACUAAUUGCAGUGGGUAUUGGUACUCCCGACAAAGCCCGCAUGCUUGCUAAUCGAUUACCAUUUCCAAUGGAUUGUCUUUAUGCUGACCCGGAUCGCAAGGCAUAUGAUGUUUUGAACCUUUACUAUGGUUUUGGCCGAACUUUCUUUAAUCCAGCCAGUACAAAGGUAUUUUCUAGAUUUGAUGCUCUGCAGAAAGCUGUCAAGAACUAUACAAUUGAAGCCACUCCAGAUGAUAGAAGUGGUGUGUUGCAGCAGGGAGGGAUGUUUGUGUUCAGAGGAAAGGAGCUUCUGUAUGCAAGGAAAGACGAAGGGACAGGUGAUCAUGCCCCCUUAGAUGAUGUUUUUAAUGUCUGCUGCAAAGCUCCGGUUGCCUAAAGAUUUCAAAGUUUGCAUAGUUUAGGAAAUAGUAGACGAGAUUUCUCUGAAUCUUAUCGGUGACAACAUAUUGCAUGUUAAGGUUUGGUUAAAAGUCAUUUACACAUUAUAAAGUCAAAUAUACAUAAACAAAAUUUUAGUAGCAAAAGUUGAUAUAGAAUUCGUGAUUGUAAUA
Vigna unguiculata (cowpea) is the source of this 1093-nucleotide messenger RNA. Its product is annotated as thioredoxin-like protein AAED1, chloroplastic. The record is from RefSeq and is a predicted model, not a curated record. Gene Ontology annotation, cellular component: chloroplast. NCBI's taxonomy places the organism in Eukaryota, Viridiplantae, Streptophyta, Magnoliopsida, Fabales, Fabaceae.